Exophiala aquamarina CBS 119918 is the source of this 981-nucleotide messenger RNA. RefSeq lists its product as uncharacterized. The transcript has a single exon. Gene Ontology annotation, biological process: DNA repair. The record is from RefSeq and is a predicted model, not a curated record. The coding region runs from base 1 to 981 and encodes 326 amino acids. Lineage: Eukaryota; Fungi; Ascomycota; Eurotiomycetes; Chaetothyriales; Herpotrichiellaceae.
AUGGCGAAACGAACUCUUGAUGGUUUUUUCUCAUCUAAGUCCAAGAAGCCAAAAGUUGAGGCACUAUCUUCUACCACCAGUCAGCCUGCGCUAAACCCCUCCGCCUUCACCAGUCAUUCAACUUAUGCGUGGCCAAUUCCGCAGCUGCCAUCAUAUAUCGCAGCAGAGAUAGAAACACAGGUAACUGCAGAAGGCAAAGCGAUCAAUGACCAGCCACACCUAGAUCUUCUAUAUUUCCAACCAUUCAUUCCAAAGUCGACCGAGCGGGAGCUUUUCGAGUUCCUGCGCUCAGAGCUCUUCUUCUAUCGGGUCAAGUACACGAUCAACCGGUUUGGAAAGGAAACCGUGAUCAACACCCCUCGCUUUACCACCGUAUUCGGAAUCGAUGAGACUAGUCGUUUCGUCGAUGAUGGGAAACGCAUCGUCGAAGCUUCCGAUCCCUCCAAGACAGUUCGCGCUGACAAGUACAAGUGCAAGCCCCGACCAAUUCCAGAAUGUCUGGAUUUCCUGCGUCGUGUGACUGAAGCCAACACGGACACACAAUAUAACUUCUGUCUGGUAAACUACUAUGCCACUGGCAAUGAUAGCAUUUCGUACCAUAGCGAUGACGAACAUUUCCUUGGACCGGACCCAGCCAUCGCAUCAUUCACUCUGGGUGCGAAACGGGACUUUCUCAUGAGACACAAACCUCCCAAGGACGACGGGCCAGUGUUAGAGACGAAGGACUUGAAGCUCCCUUUGGCGAGCGGUGAUAUGAUCAUAAUGCGUGGUAAAACUCAGUCGAAUUGGAUGCAUAGUAUUCCUAAGCGGAAGGGCGCUGAGGCUGACAGGGGUCGUAUCAAUAUCACCCUGAGGCGAGCGAUGGCCCCUGCUGGUACGGAGAAUUACUACCGAUACAAUGUCGGCGAUGGCGGAGUGUAUAAGUGGGACAGGGCCAAGAAAGAGAUGGUCUCCUGGAAUACCUCGGAGGCGGUCGGAUGA